Messenger RNA from Epithele typhae, 1626 nucleotides. RefSeq names its product MBOAT-domain-containing protein. Lineage: Eukaryota; Fungi; Basidiomycota; Agaricomycetes; Polyporales; Epitheliaceae. The transcript has 9 exons. Gene Ontology annotation, cellular component: membrane; endoplasmic reticulum. Gene Ontology annotation, biological process: glycerophospholipid biosynthetic process; lipid modification. Bases 1 to 1626 code for a protein of 541 amino acids. The record is from RefSeq and is a predicted model, not a curated record. Gene Ontology annotation, molecular function: 1-acylglycerophosphocholine O-acyltransferase activity; 1-acylglycerol-3-phosphate O-acyltransferase activity.
AUGGACGCGCUUUUCGUCCCCAUCGCGGAUGCCACAGGUGCUUCAGUCGACCAGAUCAAACUCAUCUCAUGCCUUCUCUUUUCCUAUCCCCUUGGCAGUCUCUACAUCCGCAUUCCAGCCUCGCAUCCUGAACUCAAGCAUAUAUUCAGCAUAUUCAUCUCCUUCUUCUACCUCAUCCCUGUCCUAUGGCUCUGGGGCGGAGCGCUCCAACUCCUAGCAAGUGUUGUGGGCACGUAUUACAUUGUCAAAAAGAACCAGUCCAAGUCGAUGCCCUGGCUCGUGUUUGCGUUGACUAUGGCCCAUCUCACCGUGACGCACAUCAUUCGCAUGAGUGACGACUCCGUCUACGACCGCGUCGAGAUCUCGGGGCCGCAAAUGGUUCUCACUAUGAAACUCACAACCUAUGCGUGGAACGUCUUCGAUGGGAGGCGACCUGCUGAGGAGCAAGACAAGUGGCAAACCGCUCAGCGCAUCGUCGACUACCCGUCUUUGUUGGAGUUCCUGGGGUUCACAUUCUACUUUCCUGGAUUCCUCGUUGGGCCUUACCUUACCUACAAUGAGUACCAAGCUCUCGUCACUGGGUCUCUUUACAAAGAAGCCGAGAACCACGAACUGCAGAUUUUGGACGAGGCCCACCAUCUCUCUCAACGUCUGGUACCCCACGGUCGCAAGCGAGUUGCUUACAGGAAGAUGUUCACCGGUCUUCUCUUCCUCGGACUCUUCGUUCUAUUCUACCCGGAGUUUAACUACUCGUAUCUCGUGACCGACGGCUUUGAGGCCAGACGUACGCUCUCUCGCCUGCUCUUCCUGCAAGUUUGUGGCUUCUUUGAGCGCACCAAGUACUAUGCUGUAUGGACGCUGACGGAGGGUGCAGCGAUCCAGACCGGCCUGGGAUUCACCGGGUACUCAGAAAGCGGGCGCACCAAAUGGGAGGGAGCUGCCAAUGUCAACGUCUGGAAUAUCGAGCUCGCGGAGAACCUGAAGGUGCUUCUCGACUCCUGGAAUAUGAAGACCAACGUCUGGCUGCGGGAGUGUGUAUACAAGCGUGUUACGCCUCAAGGCAAGAAGCCUGGGUUCAGGAGCAGCAUUGCGACCUUUGCGACCAGUGCUUUCUGGCACGGCCUUGCCCCGGGCUAUUACCUUUCGUUCAUCUUCUUCGCCUUCGUCCAGACGUGCGGUCGCCUCGCCCGUACCUACAUCCGUCCACUCCUGCUUCCUGCCACCUACGUCUCCGCCCGUGGCGCGCCGCCUCCUCCGCAGACACACAAGAAACAGAUGUACGACACCCUCGGGAUGCUCAUCACCGUCACCCUCACCAACUACGGCACCCUCCCCUUCAUGCUCCUCGCCAUCGACGACUCCAUGGUUGCGUGGAACAGCGUGUACUGGUACGGGCACUUCCUCAUCGGCGCCGCCCUCCUUUUCUUCUACUCGGGCGGCACCGUGUUGCUCGCGCAGCUCCAGGCAGUCCGUGUCAAGCGCUCCGCGUUCCAGGUCGAGCGCGACGAGAUUAACCGUGCUGUCAAGGGUGGGCCACCGGGGACCCCUGGGCGCAUUCCGACGCUGCCACCGCUCGACGAGGCCGCGCAGGAGAUUGAAAAGGAACUUGGGAAGUUGGUGAAGUGA